Molecule: messenger RNA, 1913 nt
Organism: Girardinichthys multiradiatus
Lineage: Eukaryota; Metazoa; Chordata; Actinopteri; Cyprinodontiformes; Goodeidae
Product: retinol dehydrogenase 8-like
Exons: 6
Coding region: 264-1217 (317 amino acids)
Biological process (GO): estrogen biosynthetic process
Cellular component (GO): cytoplasm
Molecular function (GO): estradiol 17-beta-dehydrogenase [NAD(P)+] activity
Source: RefSeq, a predicted model, not a curated record
UGCAUGAUUAACAGGGCUACGCUUUUCUAGUCCAGAGGCAUCUAUUGAGCUUUAAACUACAGGAGGUCUUAUGUCACGUCAUUUUGGGUUCCAGAUUGCGCUCAACAUGAACAUGUGACUGGUCUGGGCGCUCACAUGGCCGCAGUGGCUUCAUGAUCCGCUUUGGUUUUUUAAAAGUCCGGUGAUCGGUAGCUCCUGCAGCAGCUAAGCGACCAUCAGGGGCAGAGGAACGCUGGAAAACACAGCGCCUACCCGGACGGAUCAUGGCGAACAGUGGGCAGAAAGUUGUGCUGAUCACCGGCUGCUCCUCGGGCAUCGGGUUACGAAUCGCCGUCACGCUGGCCAAAGAUGAAAAGAAGCGUUACCAUGUCAUUGCCACCAUGCGGGACCUAAAGAAGAAGGAUAAGCUUCUGGAAGCAGCUGGAGAUGUAUUUGGGAAGACCUUGAUGUUGCUCCCAUUGGACGUAUGCAGCGAUGACUCUGUCAAGGAGUGUAUCAACAAUGUUAAAGACCGCCACAUUGAUAUUCUGAUCAACAAUGCAGGUGUGGGCUUGCUUGGACCAGUGGAGAGCAUCAGCAUCGACGAAAUGAAAAGAGUUUUUGACACCAACUUCUUCGGUGUGGUUCGCAUGAUCAAAGAAGUGAUGCCAGACAUGAAGAAGAGGCGUUCAGGACACAUCGUGGUCAUGAGCAGCGUUAUGGGUCUCCAAGGAGUGGUGUUUAAUGAUGUUUACACAGCCUCUAAGUUUGCAAUGGAAGGGUUCUGUGAGAGUAUGGCUGUGCAGCUGCUGAAGUUCAAUAUACGGUUGUCCAUGAUUGAACCUGGCCCUGUGCACACUGAGUUUGAGACGAAAAUGAUGGAAGACGUGGCUAAGAUGGAUUUUCCAGGAGUCGAUGCAGACACAGUUCGAUAUUUUAAAGAUGUUUACCUUCCAUCAUCCAUAGAUAUAUUUGAAGCCAUGGGCCAGACUCCAGAGGACAUAGCUAAAUGCACUAAGAUGGUUAUUGAGUCGGAGAGGCCUCGCUUUAGGAAUCUGACCAACAGCCUCUACACACCCAUUGUGGCCUUAAAAUACGCAGAUGAGACUGGCGGCCUGUCUGUGAACACCUUCUACAACUUGCUUUUCAAUUUUGGCCCUCUCAUGCACAUCACCAUGAGCAUCCUAAAGUGCCUGACGUGUAGCUGCCUUCGCAGACGCACCAUCUCUCCCAACUAAAUACAGUGUUGAGUUGUGUCCACUGCCCUAACCCCUCAGUGUCUUUAUUUGAGGUUCUGAGCUGAGCAGGUAAUGUAGAACAUGAAGCUCAAAGUGAGGGGGCUAGAUUUAGUUCUAAGAAACUACUAUGAUAAGCUUUGACAGAUGAUAUGCACAAUUGCACAAGUUUUCUUCUGAGGGGAUGGUAUAUCCAAGGUGAUCUAAGUAGAGAGGCAUACGUCAAGAAAUGGUAAUACAAACAAAACUAACAUUGGCUUAUUGCAUAUAUUUGCUGAAAAAAAAGCCAUAUCUCACUUAUUUUUAAAUGAGGAGCUCAGAGGAAACAAAAUCCACAAGAUAUAAAUCUCAUGGACAAAUGCAAAAGCACAAAAACUGAACUCAGUUAAUAUGUGAAACUAUGAAAUUAUAAGAAAUGUCAGGUAAGUAAUAACUAGUAGCCAAGAUAACUUUAUGUUAAGUCUCAGAGUUAUGGCUUUUAUAACAGUCAGAACAUACAAAUCUGCUUUUAAUGUAUUGUGUCUAUAAUUUUAUGUUUGCUUUAAUGUAGUGUUCUUGUGGUCAUAACUGCUGUUUAGUCAUGUUUUUAAUCUUUUGGUAAAUUGAAUGGUUUUGGUUUUUAAAAGUUCAAAAGGUCCAAGCUAGAUUUUUUGUUUUAAUUUUGAAGUUUGAUUUUAAAAUAAACAGUGUUCUGACUUA